This is a messenger RNA of Ambispora gerdemannii, 206 nucleotides long. The record is from the annotation of a GenBank genome assembly. Lineage: Eukaryota; Fungi; Glomeromycota; Glomeromycetes; Archaeosporales; Ambisporaceae.
AACUGUUACAAAAGGAAUUCACUACCCUGAAACAAAAGAUUACUACUAAAUUACAAGCCCAACAGCAAACUAUUACCGAAACUAACACUAAACUUAAUGAAAGCAACCGUAAAUUAGAAACCACUUUAAAAGAGAAUGCUGAAAACGAGCAAGUAUUAGAAACUUUACUUAAAGAAUUUAAGGAAUUAACUGCCCAAUUAUCAUAA